Messenger RNA from Bacidia gigantensis, 1194 nucleotides. RefSeq lists its product as uncharacterized. The transcript has a single exon. The record is from RefSeq and is a predicted model, not a curated record. NCBI's taxonomy places the organism in Eukaryota, Fungi, Ascomycota, Lecanoromycetes, Lecanorales, Ramalinaceae. The coding region runs from base 1 to 1194 and encodes 397 amino acids.
AUGGCUUUAACUGUAAAGCAUCUCAACGGCGACACUACCUUUCUUCUCACUUUUUCACCAACCAGUUCCAGGCCUCCUUCUCCUCCGGCUUCUGGAUAUUACCAAACACCAGGGACCUUCACUAUCCUUAUCGACCCAUGGCUCUCUGGCCCCAGCUCCAUGUGGCACCGAAGGUUCCUGCUAUCCCAACAUACAAGCCCCUCAUGCGUCGAACACCUCUCACAAUUGCCGGAGCCCAAUGUGGUCAUCAUCUCGCAAGCAAAGCCAGAUCACUGCCACGAGUCUACUCUGCGCCAAUUGGAUCCGGAAUCGCCAAUCACCACUAUCCUGGCAGAGCCGGUUGCUGCUAAGAAGAUUCGAGGCAUGAGGUUCUUCUAUCCAGACAUGGUACAUAGUCUACGCCCGUACUCGGAGAGAGAUCCAGAUUCAGUCAUCCGAUUUUGCAUUCCACCCAUCGUGGCGGGUGGCACCUCUGGCGAAGCGACGAUAUCCUUCAUGCCAGCCAAAAUGGAUGUUGCCGGAGUCCACAAUGCCAUUGGCAUCACCUAUCGACCUCCUUCCACCACAAACACGCCCUCACGACCCUUCACUCCAAAAGUUGCCCCUGCACAGCAUCCUGCUUCUCUAUGUCAACACCCAUAUACCUCCCUUCCGAUUACUCCUCCAGAGUCACCAGUCUAUCGCUCCACCUCCAACACUAGCUCCACCGUCGGCUCUUCAGAGCUGAACAGCACUUUCUCUGCUCCCAAUCAUUCACGCUCCUUCUCUUCCAGCUCUUCUCUAUACUCGGUAACCCGCCGCUCAGUUCCCACGGAGAAGGCUCUCUCCGUGAUUUACAGCCCUCAUGGCGUCUCCUACAGCCUCAUCCGCUCCUAUGCCUCUUCGUUCUUGAUCCAGAAGGCCGCUCUUCCAUUGACGCUGCUCCUACACUCCUUUGACCGAGUUGAUAAUCCUUGGUGGAUGGGCGGCAACGUGGCGGCGGGUUUGCCGGGUGGGGUGGAAAUAGCCAGGAAUUUAAUGGCAAGAUGCUGGGUCAGCGCCCACGACGAAGACAAGAUCAACACGGGAAUUUCAGUGAAAAAUGUAAGGACGCAAAAAUUUUCGCAACAAGAGGCUAUGAGCGCUAUGGUGGAAGAUGGGACCAAGGUGCUGAAUUUGGGGGUGGGUGAGGAGAUUCUGAUGAGAUCUAGAUGA